Carica papaya (papaya) is the source of this 1866-nucleotide messenger RNA. Lineage: Eukaryota; Viridiplantae; Streptophyta; Magnoliopsida; Brassicales; Caricaceae. The record is from RefSeq and is a predicted model, not a curated record.
AGGAAAAGGUUGUGGGAGGAUCUUGCUUCUACCAUUUGUCCGAGUCAAAUGCAUAUCUGUAUUGGAGGGGACUUUAAUGUUAUGUUGGAGCCAGGGGCGACAAUUGGGUUAAAGUGAACAUGCUUGUAGAGAUGAAGAUUUUUGUGGACUUUGUGGGGAGACUUGAUCUAUGUGAUUUGACCAUGGCUGCUCACACUUUCACAUGGGCUAAUUUCAGGGAUAGGACGACAUUUAGCAGACUGGAUCACUUUAUCACAAGUCCUGCUUUUUAUGAGUUCUUGGACAUUUCUCAUUUUGCUAUUGAUAAUAAUAUAUUUUGAUCACUCCCAACUUUUGUUAAUCCUACUUAAUAUUAAUUGGACUCCGAAGGCUUUUAGGUCGUUUGAUACUGUUUUAAAGGAUAGAAAUUUCUAUUUGUAUAUGUAGCAUCAUUGGAGUUCAUAUAACAUCAAGGGGUCUACUAGUUUUCUUCUAGCAAGUUACAUAAGGUUAUUAAAACAUGAUGUAAGAGAGUGGUAGAGACAGAAACUUAGGAAGUUAGAGGGCAGGAUCAGUGAUCUGAAUAAGGAAAUCAACCAGGCAAUAAAGGUUAAACAAAAUAAUCUGCUGAAAAGAGAAUGGAAAGAUGGAGCUUACUAUAGACCGAGGAGAGUAUUUGGAGACAGAGAUCUGGAAUCAAUUGGCUGGGAGAUGGGGAUAAUAAUACCAAGUUUUUUCAUCAAGCAAUAUUAGAGAAGAGACGUAUUAGUGAUAAUUGCGUACUUGUCUUUGAACAACAUCUUAUCUCUAAAAAUGGAAAUCCACCAAACUGACCAUUCAUUGUUUGUAGACUAGUUACAUUUUAUAUGGAGGCAGCUGUUUUUGUCCGUAUAAAUGAAAGAGUACAACUACCUUCUUAAUCUCCAAAAAAGUUCUAUAAUCUUUUUUGUGUGUUUGGAAAUUCCCUUUCCUUUUGUAAGUCUCUAACUCAUUUCUUCUAAUUUUAAGGUUUUGUCUUGAUUUGAUUAUCUCUUUCUUUGCCGCUGGUCAUUUGUAGGUGAUUGAUAAACAAGAAUCAAUGGAGAAAGCUGACAAGAAAAUUUCUAGUAGAGGCAACCCACUGAAAUUUUACUGGCCUGAAAAGUUCUCGCCCAUUAAAUUAACACCAACCAAUAUCACUUUAGCCCCAAGUAAUUUUAAGAUAUGGAAAAUGGGCAAAUAUAAUGUCAAAUCUACUGGUGAUGAUGGUAAUGGUACUGAUGAUGAGUCUUUCGCUAGUAACUCAAGUACUAACAUGGAUCCCAGGAGGAACAAGAGGACUUCAUCAAACGAGCUGUGUUCUGAACAAGAAUAUAAACAACAAAAGAUGGCUUCACAAAUUGAAAGCUCUGAAGAUAAGGGAAGUACUUCGCUAAUGGAGAAGAAGGAUAGCUCAAUGAACAUGUCAGCUAUCUCUAAAAAUAACUCCACAUUUCGGUUUGGUGAAUUUGAAGAGAGACAAAGGGAGAUAAAUCAUAUGAAACAAUUCUAUAAUAAUCACCUCACCAGGCUAGCACAUAUUCAAAGAGAAACCGUGGUGGAAAAUCAAUUAUUAGAAGCGCUGAUGGCAAACUCGAGCAUCUUAAAUCUUUUUUUUGAAGAAUCUGAACGAACACCCCACAUGAAUCCAAAGCAAGGUCAAUCUAAGGAUCUGUGAAGACAACAGGGUAAGAGCAUAACCGUUGAGACCUGAGCUAGGCUGUGUUGGACCUAUUUGAGGACUGUUUUGGAACAAUUUAUUGAAAAAAAAUGAGAAAGUUAAAGACUUGUGAAGCCUCAUAUCUAGUUUUCAAUUAUAUUAUGUCAAAGAGAUGAUUAGAAUGUUAUAAUUUUAUAUUAUGUGAAUUG